AUGACUGCUGAACAGUUGGCGAAGAAUGGGAAUAGUAUGGCGGCACGGUUGGAUACCAUUGAGACAUCAAUAAGGAGUCAACUACAUGGUGUGCAGAGGAUAGAGACUGGCCAUUGGGACGAGCUUAACCGGACCCAUUACAAUAUACAGUCGACGCGAAUACAGCAGGAGAACAAUGAGAAGAGCCGACAAGCAUGCUUGGUGUCCAAUAACGAGGCCUCGGUAGAGCUCAACAAUUUACUACGGGAUAUGAUAUCAGGAGCAGAGCAGGUUAAUGAUGAUGUGGCUACUGCCAACAAAGUAAAGAGAAGGAUGGAACUUGACUUGUCUAAAUUCAACGAUAGGAUAAGCAGUCUUGAUGCAUGGCUGUUGAAUAUGGAUAAGUGGACCAAGUUCGUAUUAGACCAGACCGGCAACCUUGACCGGGCUCAAGCUCGACUGCUCAGAUGGGGAGAUGAAACUAGAUCGACGCUUAAUACACACGAGAUUGGUGUGGUAAAGUUAGGGCGGGAAAUGUUCAAUCUCGAGACAUCAAUUCUCACACUACAGGAGACGAUAAUGUCUGCGGCAGGGAGUGUUGGAUAUAAACCAAUGCUAUUGACGAUACCAGAGGCUGGUGGAGGCAACGACUGGCUCUAUACGCCCUUCACCUAA
This is a messenger RNA of Perkinsus marinus ATCC 50983, 654 nucleotides long. RefSeq lists its product as hypothetical. Bases 1 to 654 code for a protein of 217 amino acids. The record is from RefSeq and is a predicted model, not a curated record. NCBI's taxonomy places the organism in Eukaryota, Perkinsozoa, Perkinsida, Perkinsidae. The transcript is spliced from 9 exons.